Diversispora eburnea is the source of this 312-nucleotide messenger RNA. The record is from the annotation of a GenBank genome assembly. NCBI's taxonomy places the organism in Eukaryota, Fungi, Glomeromycota, Glomeromycetes, Diversisporales, Diversisporaceae.
AUGCAACAUCUUUUGGCUUUGAGCUCUCUGAAGAUAGACCAGGAACAUUUUAAAUAUGAAUUAGAGAAAGUUAAACAUUAUGGUUUUGAUCACAUAAUCGUCACUGGAGAGCGUCCAUUCGGAAUUCUUUUUCUGGAUUGUUAUGGUCGAGUGUUUGAUUGGGAUGACAUGAGUGUGAAUAAGAAAUCUGAGACUGGCCGAGUGGCAUGGGGCGUAGAGUUUGAUUGGACUAUUGUUGAAAUUAAGGAUGAUUCACAUGAACGACGCAAUAUUAAUCUCGUUGCAAAGGAUACAAAUGAUAAAGAAAAAUAA